AUGCAUAACUUUGCUAGUAAACUGAGCCACCGAAAACUGGAUUACAGAAUCAACCAAUUGGAAAUGGCUCUCACCCAGUUCGGAUUCAUAGGAUUUGCGCUAGUCAGAGGAAGAUUCAUCGGUAUACAUGAAGUAUCAGAAGAAGAACUGAAGGGCUUCAUACACUUGUGGAGGGCAUUGGGAUAUGUACUCGGAAUAGAAGAUAGAUCUUGGAGUUCAUUGGAGAAGGUUCGAAAAAUGCAUAACUUUGCCAGUAAACUGGGCCACCGAAAACUGGAUUACAGAAUCAACCAAUUGGAAAUGGCUCUCACCCAGUUUGGAUUCAUAGGAUUUGCGCUAGUCAGAGGAAGAUUCAUCGGUAUACAUGAAGUAUCAGAAGAAGAACUGAAGGGCUUCAUACACUUGUGGAGGGCAUUGGGAUAUGUCCUCGGAAUAGAAGAUAGGUUCAACAUAUGCAGAGAAUCGGUGAAGGAAACUAAAGAGAUAUGUGAAGUAUUAAUAAGAAGAGUAUUUAUUCCCGGAUUGCAACAACCAGGUGACGAUUUCUACAAUGUUGCAAAGGUUGUUGUAGAAGGAUUCCGGGCAAUGAUUCCUGGACUCCACCUGGACAAUAUUCUUCAUUACAUUCAUAUGAUCAUGGAGUCAAACGAGGAUGUAGCCAAUUGUGCCAAGGAUCAUUUGUCACCGCUGGACAAAAUUGAACAAUUGAAAUUGAAAAUUUUAGUCAACAUCAUAUGGGCAAUGCAAUAUCGUAUUUUCAAGGGUCAAAACUGUUUUCACCAAAAUAGAUUCAGCUUUUGCCUCACAUCCCUAUUAGGCUUGACAGCUUUAGGUACCAGACCAGCGCUGAAGAUAUUGAUACUGACGAAACAACAAUGUACGCCGAUAAAAGCGUACAGAAGAUAUUUGGCAACAAUCUUAUACAUGCUGGAGUUAUAUGAAUAUGAUUUCAAACCUGGUUCCAAAUCUUGGAGUUCAUUGGAGAAGGUUCGAAAAAUGCAUAACUUUGCCAGUAAUCUGGGCCACCGAAAACUGGAUUACAGAAUCAACCAAUUGGAAAUGGCUCUCACCCAGUUUGGAUUCAUAGGAUUUGCGCUCGUCAGAGGAAGAUUCAUCGGUAUACAUGAAGUAUCAGAAGAAGAACUGAAGGGCUUCAUACACUUGUGGAGAGCGGUGGGAUAUGUCCUCGGAAUAGAAGAUAGGUUCAACAUAUGCAGAGAAUCAGUGAAGGAAACUAAAGAAAUAUGUGAAGAAUUAAUGAGAAGAGUAUUUAUUCCCGGAUUGCAACAACCAGGUGACGAUUUCUACAAUGUUGCAAAGGUUGUUGUAGAAGGAUUCCGGGGAAUGAUUCCUGGACUCCACCUGGACAAUAUGCUUCACUACACUCAUAUGAUCAUGGAGUCAAACGAGGAUGUAGCCAAUUGUGCCAAGGAUCAUUUGUCACCGUUGGACACAAUUGAACAAUUGAAAUUGAAAAUUUUAGUAAACGUUAUGUGGGCAAUGCAAUAUCGUAUUUUCAGAUUUAUCAUGAACAAUUUCCUUCUUUUGAUCAUUUGGUUGUGGAUAAACUUUCCUAUUGUGGCAUACUGGAAAUUUGGUAUAACUCAUCAUUCUCACGUGAGAAUUUGAAACAUGUGUUUUUGCGACUGAAGCAGUUGUUGCCACGGCAGUUAACAAUUAUUGUACAUUAACAAUUAUGUUUUAUUUGUGUCCACAUAUUCGUUGAGUGCCCCAGAGAUGUGACUAUAAUGUCUGAAUGCGCCUUGAGUAUAAUAUUUUUCUUUCGGUUAACGAUUAUUAUUAUACAUUAUGUGUUGAAUCUUCUACAAUUUGUUCUCAAUAAAAUUAUGAAUUAUCACAAAAUAUUUUAACUCACAUAUAUAUGUCCCUAUCUCAACUGUUGAUCACAAAAUAUUUUAACUUUUUGGUGACACUGAACAUAUACCUACAGUGUUUCAACAAUAGGUGUACUGUUGUUGUCCUAUUCAUAAUUGUACAAUUCAUGUCCAAUAGUUAUACAAUUUAUGUAUAGUAGCUAUGCAGUAGAUGUACAGGAUCAGCAUCCAAUAUGGAUAUCCAAACUUGUGGCAUCUGGAUUUACAAUGGAUGUGUAUUGGAUAGAAGCUGGACAUUUUGAACCAUCCAAUGUAUAUCCAGCAUGUCCAUGUACGUCUAUCCAAUUUUCAUCCAUUGGAG
Messenger RNA from Phaedon cochleariae (mustard beetle), 2196 nucleotides. Lineage: Eukaryota; Metazoa; Arthropoda; Insecta; Coleoptera; Chrysomelidae. The record is from the annotation of a GenBank genome assembly.